GAAAACAAUAUAAUUUUUAGUGUGCUUUGUAUACAUAAAUGUAUUAUUCUCAACACAGUGAUCUACUGUGAUUCUCAAUUUAUUUUCGGUAAACAUGGAUUUCAUAGAUGAUUUUAUUGAGGAAUACAGAAAAAAUCCAUGUCUUUGGAAGGCUGACUGUACAAAUUUUAAAAAUCGUACGAAGCGGCAAGAGGCGUAUUUGAAAUUAAUAGAAGUAGCAGCAAAGCAUGGAGAACAUUACAAUAUUGAACGAACGAAGCAAAAAAUUAAUAAUUUGAGAUGUGCAUUUCGACAACAAUUAAAGAAGAUCGUAGAGUCCAAGAACAAAGGAGAGAAGGAUGAGCCCUACUGUCCAAAACGCAAAUAUUUUGAAUCUUUGAUGUUUUUAAAAGAUGAGGAAAAUCUGGAGAGGAAAACAAAGCGUUGCGGAGUCAUAGGUCCGUCAAAUGGUGAUGAAAUCAUCGAAACGUGUGCUAUGGAGCAAGAUUGUAUCGUUGAGGGAAUCAUGGAGUCGAAUGUAGUAAGGAAUAAAUUGACGCAAAAUAUUUGCUCUUCAGAUAGCACGGAGGCAGAUCAGACUACAAAGUCGCUAUCACAAAAUGAAAUUUUAGAGGAACAAACCAUCGAAGAGAGUUUUACAGAAUAUAGCGACGAUGUGUACAAUAAAAUAAAUGACUUAAUGCCGUCUGAAAGGGGGUUGAAAGAUCAAAAAACAUUUGAAACUGAAAAAGAGAUGUCUUACCUAUCAGAAUCCAAUAACACUCGAAAACGAUCUUCGUCCACUUCGUCGCAAUUAUCAAAGGAAAUAGAACCUGCUAACAAAAGAACGUAUAAAUUGGAGACAUCUUCAAUAGACCUGGAAAAAAUUGUAUCACUUGCUUGUAAAAAUCAUAACAGCAAUAUAGAUGACCAUUUCACGAAUUUUGGAAAGGUCAUUGCACACAAACUUCGGACGAUGGACAAUUCUCAAGCAAUUUAUGCUGAAAAAAUUAUCACAGAUGUUUUGUUUCACGGUCAGAUGAAAGUGUUAACUGUAUCAAGCAUAAAACAAUUUUUAAAUGUUAAUUUCUCAGAUUUGUGCGAAACCGUUCGAUGUAACAAAUAAACUAUUUAAGCUAAAAAAUAAGUAUUUUCUCCUUUAAGAGCAAUAGAAAUGUCAAUUAUUUAUUGUAUAUAUAAAUCUGGGUCUGAUAAUUUUGACAGCUCAUUUAUUUUUCUUCAUUUAAAAUUAAAUGUACAAUACACUUACUUCAUUUCAAGAUUUGUUAUAAAGAUAUAUUUAUUUUCAAACUAUACUUAAAAUUUAAAAUCAGUUGAUUACCGCUGAAAUUAUGUGGAUAAAACUUGUAUAAUCCAAAAGGACGAAACGUUCGAAAUUUUAAUUUAUCUUAUACCAGUCCAAAGUGUCAGGCUUCGUUGCAGUUGCAUUCAACAUGCUGUGAACAUCACUGAACAUUUCAUUGCAUAUAUUAUCUUCAAGCUAAAAUUAAUAAACAUAAUUCUACCUUAUUAAUUUAUUUAUGACGUUUUAUAUUA
Messenger RNA from Zeugodacus cucurbitae (melon fly), 1536 nucleotides. RefSeq lists its product as uncharacterized. The record is from RefSeq and is a predicted model, not a curated record. The transcript has a single exon. Lineage: Eukaryota; Metazoa; Arthropoda; Insecta; Diptera; Tephritidae. Bases 95 to 1105 code for a protein of 336 amino acids.